UAAAUGUCUAAAAUCACAUUUUAGAAUUCGAAACGUUUUCAGUAACAAAGUUUAUUUUUUCAAUUAGAUCAAUUUGCCUUGCCUUUUUUUGGUAAUUGUAUUUUCCAAAUUAGUAUGUUCCCCGAGUCCUGUUAGACUAUUAACCCAAUUUAAUCUAUCCAGCCGUCCUAAAUUGUCUAGUCUUUAUGGCGACGGAACUAUGAAACUGACACCACACUUUAAUUGGUAUCGCUAAAACCAAGAUUAAUAUAUUAAUCAGUCUACGAACAUUUGUAUUUAUGGUAUAAUAUUGUUAUUAUUUAAAUUAUAUGUGUAUGAACAAAAUAACGGAAGUCAGAUUUGGAUUAGCUUUAGAUGUACGCACAGAGGCGAUAAAUCUACCUAAAUUGGUUACUAUGUCCCCUCAAUUUCCUUCCAAGCGUGACACACAUACAUAUAGAUAGUCGAUUUUUUGUCAUAAACACUUUUUAUUAGUUUUAUUAGUAAGGUCUUUCAUAAUGUGAGAAUGUUUUUGUUGUCUCUAUUACGGAUAUCCUGUUCAAUUAUGUAACGCAUUAUGAUUAAUGCGAACGAUUAAACCGCGUUAAGUUCAAAAUACACUGUUUACAUGACUUUCGUUCCGUAACUCGUGACGUCACAAAGUAACAUUAUACCAUUGAUGUUCAAUAAGUAAGUAGUUAUAUUGAAUAUUUUCACUCAGCAUCACAGCGGCAAUGACUCUAACACUAUCUUUUCACUUUUUUUUCGCCUGUCGUUCGAGCCACUCGUCUCCACAUGCUUCAACUUGUUAAGUAAGUCACAGUGCGUCAUGUUGUGGGCAGCUGGUUUUAUAUACUUUUAUUUGGUUUAAUGUAAAAUGCACAGACCUGUAUAGAUUUGGAUUACGUCUGUAUGUAGUGCAUGCGUUGGUACACCGAGUAGUGCGACGACAACAUGACUAAUUCUCAGGUAUGGUUCCGCGGCGUGAGGAGCUCGAAGUUCCGUCAUGUGUACGGUGUUCCAUUUAAAAGAGAACGCUGCUAUGACAACAUAAAAAUAACAAGGAAUGCGCACGAUUCGAAUUUCUGCGCUGUGAACCCUAAGUUCGUUGCCAUAGUGACGGAGGUUGCCGGCGGUGGCGCAUUCCUCGUUCUGCCUCUGGACCAUACCGGCCGUUUGGACUUCAACGCGAGCCGAGUGACGGGCCACAAAGGCCCAGUGUUGGACAUCAAGUGGAAUCCGUUCAACGAUAACAUCAUAGCGUCGUGUUCCGAUGACUGCACGGUGAAACUGUGGCACAUUCCCGAUGGUGGUCUGUCCAUGCACUUGACUGAUUGGCUGGUAGAACUGCAUGGGCACAAGCGUCGCGUCGCCUACAUCGAGUGGCAUCCGACCGCCGAGAACAUUCUGCUCAGCGCCGGUUUCGAUUACUUGAUCUUUGUAUGGGACGUCGGCAAAGGCGAGGCGGUUAAGGUGAUCGAUUGCCACAGCGACGUGAUCUACUGCAUGUCGUUCAACAGAGAUGGGUCUCUGCUUGCUACCACUUGUAAGGACAAGAAGCUGCGUGUCAUAGAACCGAGGCGGGGAAUUGUUCUCUCUGAAGGGCCGUGUCACCUGGGCACCAAGGCGUCAAAGUGCACGUUCCUGGGCGCGGCGGGGAAGGUGCUCACCACGGGCUUCUCGCGCUACAGCGACCGCCAGUACGCCGUCUGGGACCAGCACGACCUCGCGCAGCCGCUCGUCUGCGAGACCAUCGACUCCUCGUCAGGCGUCGUCUUCCCCUACUACGAUUAUGAUACUAACAUGGUUUACCUUGCUGGCAAGGGUGAUGGUAACAUCAGAUAUUAUGAAGUGGUCGAAGAAUCGCCGUACGUGCAUUUUCUUAAUCAAUUCCUAUCGGGAAAUCCUCAGCGCGGGCUGGGCUUCAUGCCGAAGCGCGGCGUCAACACGGCGGCCUGUGAGGUGUUCCGCUUCUACAAGCUGCACACCUCGCGCGGACUCUGCGAGCCCAUCUCCAUGAUCGUGCCCAGGAAGUCUGACUGCUUCCAGGAAGAUUUAUAUCCCGAUACGGCAGCUCCAUUACCAGCAUUGUCGUCGAAGGACUGGCUGAGCGGAAUGAACGCACCGCCUUUGCUCAUCAGCAUGAAAACUGGCGUCACGAUCUCGACGCACAAGCCGCGCGCCAACAAAGACGCGCCCGCGCUGCAGCCGCAGGACGCCAACAACCGCAAGAAGUUCGCCUUCCUCUCGCGCGAGACCACGCCCGACUACCGCCCGCUCGCCACCUGGCACAACGAACACAACAACCUCAACCACACUGCUGAUAAUGACCUGCAGGUGCAGGUGACAGAGAAGUCUCAAAAGACAAGUGCCAAUCAAAACACGAAGUUCCAUCAGCUGCAACGCAUGUUUGGUAAACAGACAGGGGAUGUGGAACCUGUUCCCCUAUACAAGCAAAUCAACCAGGGAGACGUGUUCAGUACUGAACACGAGCUCCGUCUCGCGUUCAACCGGCAAGGUGAGGAACUGAGGAUUGUCAAGCGACAACUCCAAAACAGUCAACAACGAGUGCGGGAACUCGAACAGCACGUAGCAGCUCUGCAAGCAAAUCGGCAACGAGAAUCCUCCUAGACGUCACGCAGCUCUCUUAAAGGCGAUCUCAGUAAACGAUCCCAACCGCCAUCUUUGAAUCGACAGCGAAAUGGACCAAUCAGAAUAAAGCUUACAAAUGACUUAUUUUGAUUGGUUUAUUUACCAUUGAUCACCGAGAUUGGGGGCGUUCUGAAAUCGAUCGUUAAAACGCUUCACUGAUAAGGCUUAUAUUAUGAUGUCUUGCUUGAACGUGUGCGAGGCCUUGUGUUUGUCUGUGUUUCACGAAGUUUUCAUACAAUUUUUUCGAUUUAAUGUGUUUUCGAAUACUUUCGACAAUGUUACGUUAUAUGAAUCAAGACUUGUAUUUUUAAUAUGGCUCAUAUGUGAAUCGAUUUAAUUAAGACUUUUAUUUAUUAAUAAUGUGAAUAUGGAACGUACAAUGUGUAAGGAGCAGACGGUAAGAAGUAUUCAGGGCAAAAUAUGCCAAAUGGAAUGUAAGGACCAUCGACAUUGUCGUUUUAUUUUUCCAUAUAUUUCGUUAGUCAUACGCAUGUUUCGUUUUAAUUGGGAACAAAUUCAUUCCAGUUUUUAAGUAUGUUUUAUAGUCGAGCAUCUUGCGUGUUAGUUUUAGUCAGCGAAGUUGCCUUUUUAUAUUUUUAACUGUAAUUUUGGCCUAAUUCGCGACUCUUGCGCAGGUUUUACGCUUGUGAUAAUAACCAUGACAAAAACUGCUUUAUCCCGUCACAAAAAAAUGAUUUAAUUUGAUUACAUAGCCAUUUUACUUUUUGACUGUGAUUACCUGAAGUUAUUACUGAUUGUGUGCAAUUAAUGUAAUUCAUUCACAAUUUUUAUGUACGAUUUUUGACUUUUAGUUUGUCAUGUCUUGACUAUACUGACAUGCACCUUUUUAUUAAGCACAUAUUGGAAUUUUAUUUCCAGUUUUAUUGAGUUGACAUCUUAUUUGUUGUUUUAAUAGUCUGAUUUUCAUAAUAGUGUGUUAUCUAUUAUUAUUUGUGUUCAUUUUACAUGUUGUAUUACAUUUUGUAUCGUUUUCUUUAAGAAACAAGCAUUUACUUAAAAUCGUAUAACUUAUGAUUUUUAACGUGUCGAUAAUCUUGAAUAUAAAGAUUGUACAAAAAAGUUACCUGAGCUCUUUUGUACAGAAAGUAGAUUAGCUCUAAGAUUUCGCACUAGCAUCGCCGAAGUAAAAAUUAUAGGUGCUGGACAUUCUAAAAUUAAGACCGAAAAUAGCUUAGUAGUUCGUAUGACGAAUCUGUCACAAUUUAUAUUACACGGCUUGAUAAUUUAUAAGCGUAAGAAUUUUAAUUAUAAGAAACUUUGCAAUCACAAUUGCUGUGGAACUAUCUCGCGAUAAAAUAUUGGAGAUAUAACGCAGCAGUAUAUACUUAAUAAUAAAAUAAAUUUUACAUUCCAUGUAUCAAUGUGAAAAGCAUAAUGUGUAGUGUUAUAAGUUGAAAUGAAAGUAUUAUUGUGCAUUAGCAGGUUCCAUAGUUACUUAGCUAAGUCGGUGUUAAUAUUUAUUAUUAUGUAUUUUUAUAUACUGCUUAUGUAGCACAAAUUUUCAAUAAAUGUUUGAACCGGU
Manduca sexta (tobacco hornworm) is the source of this 4174-nucleotide messenger RNA. Its product is annotated as coronin-2B. Gene Ontology annotation, biological process: actin filament organization. NCBI's taxonomy places the organism in Eukaryota, Metazoa, Arthropoda, Insecta, Lepidoptera, Sphingidae. The record is from RefSeq and is a predicted model, not a curated record. Gene Ontology annotation, molecular function: actin filament binding. Bases 934 to 2610 code for a protein of 558 amino acids. The transcript is spliced from 13 exons.